GCAAAGGUAACGUAACCCGAUCUGUUCAGGUCCUAUCCCCUGACCAAUCGGCUAUCCUAACCGUAACCACUCGAGUUCAAUGCCUAACGCCAACCAAUCAGGCUGCUGUUGAAGGGCGGGUCUUGGCGUGGCCGUAGUAGGGAAACAAAAUUUGGCAGCCAGGAUGUCGUCAUCGGAUUGUAAACCACUUCCUACUUCCGCAAACACAGCUCCGUGUAGCUUCCCCGUUUAUCAGUUGAUCGAUGCGGCGGUGGACUUGUUCCUUUAGUCUCCCGGCUCCGUUUAACGUUUCUGACAGGUCCGACAUUUAUGAGUGAUUGAUCGCAGCAUCAUGACGGCCGCGGAGCCCCCGGGCCUGGAGACCCAGCGGCGGGAGAUCGAGUCUCUGCUGCGGGACAGCGAGCUGCGCGCGGGGGACAGUUGGUAUGUGGUGGAGCGUCGCUGGUAUGAACAGUGGAAGGAGUUUGUGGAGACUGGAGACCAGAACUCAUCGUCCUUCCCCGGUCAGAUCGACAACACCGAGCUGUUUGAGGAUCUGGACUCAUUCCACCUGAAGGAGCGCCUGGUGGAGAACGAGGACUUCAUGCUGGUUCCGGCUGAGGCCUGGCACCGGCUGCUGGCCUGGUACGGCACCGUGGACGGCCAGCCGCCUCUGGAACGCAAGGUGGUGGACCUGCCCAGCACUCUGAAGGUGGAGGUGUACCCCAUUGAGAUCUUCCUCUGUCUCCAUAGCAACAUGGAGAACGUCAUCACCGCAAAGUUCAGCCGUGCCGACAGCAUCCACUCGAUCCAGAGAGUGAUGUGUGAGGCGUUCAUGGUGCCUGCGGGCUCUGAGUGUCGUCUGUGGAUGAAGAGUUCAGAUAGCAGCUGCGAGCGUCUCAGAAACGUGCACGUGAGCGUGCUGGACGCCUGUCUGAGCUCUGGCAUGACGGUGAUCAUGGAGAUGAGAAACGCAGACGGUACCUGGCCGAGCUCCAGACCUCAGAUCAUGAGGAACUCUGUGGAGGAGCAGGACUCGUACCGAGGGCAGCCGGGAGUCUGUGGCCUCACAAACCUGGGAAACACCUGCUUCAUGAACUCAGCCCUGCAGUGCCUGAGUAACGCUCCUCCCCUGACGGAGUACUUCCUGCAGAGCUCGUACCUGGAGGAGCUGAACUUCACCAACCCUCUGGGCAUGAAGGGGGAGAUCGCCGAGGCCUACGCCGACGUCAUCAAGCAGAUGUGGUCCGGCCGCCAUUACUCCGUGGUGCCGCGCGUCUUCAAGACGAAGGUGGGUCACUUUGCGUCUCAGUUUCUGGGCUACCAGCAGCAUGACAGCCAGGAGCUGCUGUCCUUCCUGCUGGACGGACUGCACGAAGACCUGAACCGAGUCAAAAACAAAGAGUACAUUGAGCUGCGGGACGCAGAGGGACGCCCGGACCAGGAAGUGGCGGAGGAGGCGUGGCGUAACCAUCGGCGGCGGAACGACUCGGUGAUCGUCGACACGUUUCACGGCCUCUUCAAGUCCACGCUGGUCUGUCCUGAGUGCCACAAAGUGUCUGUGACCUUCGACCCCUUCUGCUACCUGAGCGUCCCGCUUCCUGUCAGCAAGGAGCGCGUCAUGGAGGUCUUCUUCGUCUCUCUGGACCCGCACGCCAAACCUGCACAGCAUCGUGUCGUGGUUCCUAAAGCGGGAAAAGUGAUCGACCUCUGCUCUGCUCUGGCAGAGAUGACCAACGUACCUCCCACCCAGAUGGUGGUAGCUGACGUGUUCAACCACCGCUUCUAUAAGAUCUACAACGCUGAUGAAUCUCUGAGCUGCAUACUGGACCGAGACGACAUCUUUGUGUACGAGCUGAGUGUUUUGGAGGAGGCUGAGGAGCAGCCUGUGCUGCUGGCCCUGUAUCUGAGGGAGCGCUCCCACUACAGAGACUACGGCUCGGGGGGCAGCUCCUACGGGACCUCGCUGUUCGGACACCCGCUGCUGCUCAGCGUGGAGCAACGCCACUGCAGCCGCCAGGCGCUCUACCAGCUGAUCCUGCAGAGGCUGGCACGCUACGUGCGACCUCCCGAUCCCUCGGAGGAGUUGGAAGAAGAGGAAGAGGAGGACGAAGAAGAGCUGUACAAGACUCAGACCAACGGCAUCAGUGACGAGGAAGAGACAGACGAUGGGGAGAAGGCCGGGCCGUCCCAGACACAACCAGAACCAGAGCCAGAGCCAGAGCCAGAACCAGAGCCAGAGCCAGACUGUGGCGAUGAAUCGGCACAAAGCCAAUCAAACGACAGCACUGCGGGCGAGCCCCGCCCCGACGUUAACCACACAGAGCCCCCGCUGGACCACGGCGACACGGAGACCAACAGCCAACCCGAGCUCUACACUAACGCCACCGACGCUAACGCUGCCGACGCUAACUGCACGAAUACCUGCAAGGCGUCGAGCCGCAGACAUGCCAUGGCAUCAGAGCCGCCAGCAGAGCAGCGGCCGCCAGCCUGUCACACCACAGAGGAAGAACAAGAGGAGGACAAGCAGGAGGAGGCGUGUUCCCCGAGCCCGCCGGCCAAUCAGCAGCCAGAGAGGAGGAAGAGGAGGAAGAGUCUGUUCACCAUCCAGGCGGUCAACUCCAACGGGACGACUGAGAGGGGGAUGGGGGAGGGGGGCAGCGCCGUGUCCUUCAGCUCUCAGCCUUACGUGGCCAUCGACUGGGACCCCGACAUGAAGAAGAGGUUCUACAAUGAAAACGAAGCUGAGAAGUAUGUGAAACACAGCAGCAUGGAGGUUCCUCAGCAGCAGACGACGGUUCAGCUGCAGGAGUGUAUCGAGCUGUUCACCACUGUGGAAACACUGGAGGAGGAGAACCCAUGGUACUGUCCGGUGUGUAAGAAGCACCAGCUGGCCACCAAGAAGCUGGACCUCUGGUCUCUGCCGGAGGUUCUCAUCAUCCACCUCAAGAGAUUCUCCUACACCAAGUUCACCAGAGAGAAGCUGGACAGCAUCGUGGACUUCCCCCUGAGAGACCUGGACUUCUCCGACUCCCUCCUGAGGAAAAGUCUGUCCAAUGGGGAGCCUCCGAGCCGCUAUGACCUCAUCGCUGUGUCCAAUCACUACGGAGGACUCAGAGAUGGACAUUAUACCAGCUAUGCGAGGAACAAGGACAAUGAUCAGUGGUACUACUUUGACGACAGCAAGGUGACAUACGCCAGAGAGGACCAGAUCGUGACCAACGCUGCGUACGUCUUGUUCUACCACCGCCAAGACAAGAUCAGGAAGCCCACGCUGCCCGCCCCCAGCACAAGCCCCGCCCCCUCCAACGACAUCACUUCCUGCAACGACGCAGAGCUGGCCGCCGCCGCCACUGCCACUUCCUCCUACGUCACCAUGGAAACGGACUGAACCACGCCUCCAGAUUACGUUUUGGUUAUUUCUUCUGUUUGGUCUUUAGUUUGGCUUCUUUUGAUUUCUCUGAUUACUUCUUCUCCGUUGCCACGGAAACCACUUCUCUCGCUCCGCACGUUGAACUUAGAAUACUCUGAUUACUCUCAAUACUCUGAGUACUCUGAUUACUCUCAAUACUCUGAGUACUCUGAUUACUCUCAAUACUCU
This is a messenger RNA of Sander lucioperca (pikeperch), 3580 nucleotides long. It is a transcript of the gene usp11, whose product is annotated as ubiquitin specific peptidase 11. Gene Ontology annotation, biological process: protein deubiquitination. Lineage: Eukaryota; Metazoa; Chordata; Actinopteri; Perciformes; Percidae. Gene Ontology annotation, molecular function: cysteine-type deubiquitinase activity. Bases 332 to 3370 code for a protein of 1012 amino acids. The record is from RefSeq and is a predicted model, not a curated record. The transcript has 21 exons.